GAGGCAGCCGCAGGCAGCAGCGAGAUUCAGGACGCCGAGUGCACAGCUUUCCGGGAGGACCCGGGCCUACGCUCGCCCGAGGGCUGUUGAUGCGCCGCCUCCGUGCGCCCCUCGUCAAACGGCGGCGGUUACUGCUUCCGAGGUCAUUUAACUGGGACGCGUCUUUCGGUGCAGACUUGGCGCGCGCCUGCAGUAGCGGCACCAACCUGCGCCCAAACCCGGGCAAAUGACUUACCUCUGCCCUCGCCCAGUGCUCGGCUACCAUUUCCUUCCAUCUUUGCUCCGCUCUGUGUUUAACGGCGCGCGCCAGGCAAGACCGAGAACGGAGGCCGCAGGGCCCUCCUGGCCAGAUCUUUUCCGAGGAGGAUUUCCAGCCCCAAAUUUGAGACCGAUCUCCCCUCUCAGCCAGAACCGUGGGCUCGUCCGGAGGGAGGCACAAGUCAUCUCCCCCAGCAAACGGGCCCGGCCUGCGGAGAAGGGCGGCAUGCGGCUCCGCUUUGUCCGGCUUUCGGAGCACGCCACCGCUCCGACCAAGGGGUCCGAGCGCGCCGCGGGCUAUGACCUAUACAGUGCCUAUGAUUACACAGUACCACCUAUGGAGAAAGCCCUUGUGAAAACAGACAUUCAGAUAGCUCUUCCUUCUGGGUGCUAUGGGAGAGUAGCUCCACGUUCUGGCUUGGCUGCAAAACACUUCAUAGAUGUAGGAGCUGGUGUCAUAGAUGAAGAUUAUAGAGGAAAUGUUGGUGUUGUACUGUUUAAUUUUGGCAAAGAAAAGUUCGAAGUCAAAAAGGGUGAUCGCAUUGCACAGCUCAUUUGUGAACGGAUAUUUUACCCAGAAAUAGAGGAAGUUCAAGUUUUAGAUGACACUGAAAGGGGUUCAGGAGGUUUUGGUUCCACUGGAAAUAAUUAAAAUUUAUGACAAGAACAGAAAAUGAGAAAAUAUACUUUUUUUCCUUGAAAAUAAAGGCUUUGCUUAAAGUGUU
This is a messenger RNA of Orcinus orca (killer whale), 983 nucleotides long. It is a transcript of the gene DUT, whose product is annotated as deoxyuridine triphosphatase. Gene Ontology annotation, molecular function: dUTP diphosphatase activity; magnesium ion binding. Gene Ontology annotation, biological process: dUMP biosynthetic process; dUTP catabolic process. Lineage: Eukaryota; Metazoa; Chordata; Mammalia; Artiodactyla; Delphinidae. Bases 227 to 910 code for a protein of 227 amino acids. The transcript is spliced from 8 exons. The record is from RefSeq and is a predicted model, not a curated record.